Messenger RNA from Cyprinus carpio (common carp), 4846 nucleotides. Its product is annotated as NGFI-A-binding protein 1-like. Gene Ontology annotation, biological process: negative regulation of DNA-templated transcription. The record is from RefSeq and is a predicted model, not a curated record. Gene Ontology annotation, cellular component: nucleus. Gene Ontology annotation, molecular function: transcription factor binding; transcription coregulator activity. NCBI's taxonomy places the organism in Eukaryota, Metazoa, Chordata, Actinopteri, Cypriniformes, Cyprinidae.
GUGGGCGUACAGGCGGCCACCGAACCGUUAUGCUGUAUGCUGGCGUAUUUUCAGUAAGGUCAACAAACAUGAUAAAUGUCCAUGUAUAUAUAUAAAUAUAUAUAUAAGGCGGUGCAUGCGGCUGAUAUGAGGUUUGGUAUUCCAUGCAGCAGCCUCCCACGCGCCGCUAUCGCCCACGCCAGGAUCUGCGUCACGCAGGCGCGUGGGAGUGAGAGAGCAAUGUAGCAAGCGCGGAAUAUCCCAAUUCUGGCAGUAGGGGAGAGAGCGGAAACCAACUAGUUUGAGAGUCCCUCCGUAGUUCAAACUACAGAGUGCGUGAGAGUUAAUUCAAUAACAGAGAGCCGAAGGACGCGUCGCUUACCCGCCGAACGCGCGGCACCUCAUUGGACAGCGAAGCGUCGCGUAACUCUACGGAGCGUCAUAUUUCAGAACUUUAAUAAUCAUUGAACCAUACGCCACUUUUGGAAGAGUUUUGGUGGAAAAAGACAAAGAAAGAAAACCAAAAGGUAUGGCAGCGACUUUACCCAGAACCCUUGGGGAGUUGCAGCUCUACCGCAUCCUUCAGAGGGCCAACCUGCUGUGCUACUACGAUGCCUUCAUCCAGCAGGGCGGUGACGACGUUCAGCAGCUCUGCGAGGCUGGAGAGGAUGAGUUUCUUGAGAUCAUGGCGCUCGUAGGCAUGGCCAGCAAGCCGCUGCAUGUCAGACGCCUACAGAAAGCACUGCGCGAUUGGGUCACAAACCCUGCCCUGUUCAAUCAGCCCCUCACGUCCCUUCCCGUCUGCAGCAUUCCUGUCUACAAGCUGCCUGAAGGGUCGCCCACAUUGUUGCCUGGGAAUGGCGCCCGUGGAGACACCCAAGUCAAAGUGCCCAAGUGUUUGGCAGCUACUUGCGUUGAUCCCGGAAAAGGAGAAUCAGGCAACGGGAACUCUUCUGCCACUGUUUCACCCCUUCAGAGUGGCAGCGAGCCACGUUUUUGGGCCGGGCACGGCACGGAGAGCGAGCACAGCCUGUCCCCCGCAGAACUGGGCUCUCCGUCUUCCCCUCGGGACGGCCUGGAGGCACUAGACGCGGCUGCUGUUCAGUCCGUGGCAGAGUGCGUAGAAAGAAUCGCUCAGACUUUGCCUAAGAGUGACCCCGGAGAGGUUAAAGAACAACUGAAGGGAAAUAAGAAGCUUGCCAAGAUGAUCAGCCACAUCUUUGACAUGAGCGAUGAGGAUCCGCACAGGGAAGAGGAAAUCCGCAAGUACAGCGCCAUAUACGGGAGAUUUGACUCAAAAAGGAAGGAUGGGAAGCAUCUGACUCUGCACGAGCUGACGGUGAAUGAGGCUGCAGCACAGCUAUGUAUGAAGGAGGUGGCAUUGCUGACUCGCAGGGAUGAGCUUUUCGGACUGGCCCGUCAGGUCUCCCGAGAGGUCACCUACAAAUACACCUACAGAACCAGCAAAUCUCGAUGCGGUGAUAGAGAUGAGCCAUCGCCCAAGAGAAUUAAAACUGAGGAGGGCUGUUUUGACCUCCAGGAGGCGCUACAGGCCAUUCACAUGCGCCAGGAGACCCUUAAGGAGCAGCUAGCCCACGCCAGAUCUAAGGGAGAGGAGACGGUUGGGCGGAACAUCCAGGUUCAGCUGGAGCGUCUGUUGGCCAAGCAGAUGGAGAUACUGCAUGACGCCGCAGCGCAGGAUAGACUGCAGGCUCUAGAGUGGAGGGUUCCACCAGGGCCCUACAAACACAGCACAGGCAGGCAGAACAGCAACGGGAUCUCCGCUGACAAAAACACUGACCAGCAGGGAGAGAGGCCGCUGAAUCUGAGGGUGACCAGCCAGAGGACGAGUGCAUCAGACGGAGACACGCCUCUCGGAAAGCAGCUGGCCAAUGAGUUGAAGAGGCAUCAUCACGCUAAUGCUGAGAGCAAGACGUCAGCAGCCACAGAAAACGGAGCAGAUGCAUCUUCACGUGCCCUCAACCUCUCUGAGAAGAAGACCAUCAAAUCCGAGCCGGAGGAUUCCAGAUAGCAGCCCCGAAUGCUUUCGUUUCAAACCUACAACAAUACACGUCGUCUGUCAGUGAAUACUAAACAAGCACAACUACAGUAGAGCCUUAACAACCAAUGUUGCCUCAAAAUAGAGUUUAUUUUAGUUUCUCGCCAUUUUUGUUUUUGCCAAAGCACCUAGAGCCCUUAUUUCCAUUCUCCUGAGUAGAUUCACACUGUUUGUGCUGUCACUGACCGUACUCGUUUAAUUCUCUCUAGCUCUCAUCACUUGUUUUUAUGCUCUCCUAUCGGUGUGGACCACAAAGUCCGCUAUUUGUACAUACAUAGAAAAUGUCUGUUUGAAAACGGUUAAAUGUUAUUUAAAUAUGUGUUGUAUGUAUAUAUGAAUGCAUGUAAAAUAUCACUGAAACGGAGGGAUGCAGUGUUUUUAAAGUUGUUAGUAAGCAGCUGUUGUUAAGUGAGAAUCCUCCUGGAUUGCGUUUCUCUUUAAAGACCCCAUGCAAUCACUUUCAUUUCCUGUAUUGACUAUUUCACAUUAUCAGAUGACAUUUGCCCAUUUUUUUAAAGAGCCAGUAUGCUUUAUUUACACCAUAAACAGUGAUUUGCUACUUGCUAUUGCUAUUUGAUAGCUGGUGGUAUUGUUAGCAGGAAUAAUAUUAUCAUUCUAGAGAGCAUUUCAUUCAAAAAAAAUAUUAGGGCUGCACAAUGUAUCAAAAUAUUAUUGAUAUUGCAACAAGGCUAAAUGCAUCAAAUCAACAAGAGCGAAGCUUGGCACUGUUCAUUUGCACAAGUAAAUGUAAAUUUAGGCAAAAAUGAAGAAAUUAAGAUGUAAAUAUUGGUAUUGUAAUUCUACAGUAUUUUAAGGUAUUUUUUAUUAAAUACUCUGUUUAUUUUAUAGUACAUUAGUAUUAUCGCAACAUUUCUUAUUUUAAGUAUAGUUAUAUAUAAAAAAAAAAAUAUUGUGAACUCUGCUCACGUUAUGAUUACCGAAAGAUGUUUUAGUUUGUUCUUGUAAAGGCUACCCAAGUGCAAACAGGGUUUUUCACAAGAUGUUCAACAGAAAAACAAUAUCGCAAUGUCAGGUUUUUUUUCCAAUAUCAUGCAGCUGCAAUCAAUAUUUUUUGAUUGUUUAUCCCACAAGAGAAAGAAAUUUGUUUUUUAAAUCCGUGAAAGUGAAUUUUGUCACUAGUACACUAGCAUAUAGAUGACACACAGGGACUAAAAACUCUAAUUUUGAUCUCAUGGGGUCUUUAAGGAAGUCGUCUUCUCCUCUGUCAGGGUUUCUGAUAGCAAUGCUAACGAAUCUGAAUAUAAAAGUCUACUAUGGUGCUAUGGUUGAAUUUAUUUACGUAACAGAGGAAAACUGCGGCACACGUUGCUAUUUAAACACUGAAAUCUCGGAGCCAGAUGUUUGGCCUCCUUGUCAUCUUGAACGAAUAGUAAUGCCUGAUUUAUUUCGAUACUAAGCACAAUUAAUAUAUAUUUAAUCGUACUCUAUACAUACCAACAAAAUGCUAAUACAGACAAGCAUGUCUCCCCUCCUGAUCAAUAGUCAUGUAAAUAGUUUAAAGACAUUCGCAACAGACUGGACUUGAAAACAGGGCGUCCUUACUGCACCAUUCCAGUCUUUAUCAUAAUCACGUAACGUAUUUGUAUUUCUGAAUAUUUAGUCGUAGAGCAAUACCGGGUAGCUGUUGUCACUUAACUCAGUGAACGUGUCUAGGAGUCCCAGCCUCAGAGGACAUUCACUGGACAGUAUUUCUACUCUGUUUCGUAGUGUAGACAUACUCUUAGAUUCAGCUAACAACGUGCAAAUGUAUGUGAAACUGAUAUGCACUAGUGUUUGAUUCUCGAAUUUGCAUCCUACUGCUCAACAUUUCUCGUGUUUCUCAAUGGUGAUACAUGUUUUUGUAGGACUUAUACCCGUGAAAUCAUCGAGUCACGCUCUUUAUAUAGUUUUAGAGUAUCACGUGAGGUGAAGUAGGCACAAGAUGAUCAGGUUUUCCACAGUUACAUGUCUGUAAUGUACCGGUCAAGCUGUUAUAUAAUCUGUAUUUGUGUCAAAGACAAAUACCUCUCUAUAUCGGUACGAAGGGACCGAUUUUUAACGUCCUGAUCAUACACUUCAGUAUUUCGAGGGAAUAUGUGGAAAUAUUGUGCGCUUUUAUUUUUUUAGGAUUAUUUUCAGAGAUCUCGAGUAUGCAAAAUCUUAAUUUAAGUGCCAUUUUAAACAUGUUUUUGAGAGCGUGCGAUAAGUCGGUGGGUUACGAGAUAUCCCGUGUGAUAAAGACGAGCGUCAUGUGAAUAUUUAUCUGCAUUUUCAACUUUUUGCCUUAGUUUGAAACAUUCCACGUUACGAUUCUUAACUGGUGGUAGUUUAUUUUGGAUGUUCGUUUUAGUUGGAAUGGGAAAUGAGAUUUGGGAAGUUGUAUGAACAUCUGAGACUUAAAGCCUUGGCAAUAUCAAGCUCUCUAAGAGCACUGGAACAAAAUUGACUUUAGAAAAAAACAGUUUGAUGAAGAAAAAAUCUGAUUGGACCUUACUGAUUACAUCGUUACCAAUGACCUAUAUAGCAAGACAUAUCUAGACGCCUACCUUUGUUCCUUGCUUGUUACUGUCUUUAACCACUCACAGAAAUGAUCAGUCUUUCUCUAAUCUUUGUACUUGCUUUGUAUAAUAGACUUAUGCAUCUUGGACUGUGGGAUGAAACUGUGUUGUCAGUAGAACUUGUUCUCAUCACUUCUGAGUAGAGAGUACAUUAGGAUAUGCAUAUGGUAGUCCUGCACAUAUUGUUUUGUAAACACUAAUAUAUUUAAUUUGUUAUAGAGCACAUGAACAUUAAACUCUAUUUUUUUGA